AUGAAAGAGAUCUUGAUCAAUGAUCCCAGUGUUUACUCUCAAAACUUUGGUCAAUCAAGAACAUCAAGACUAACAAGUAUGAGCACAACCUCAAAAAAAAAAAUUGAAGUUCUCUUGGAAGCUGUAGUUUCCAACAACAUCAAUGACGAUCAUGCCAGUAAUCUUAAUCCUGUUAUCAGCAACAAUAAGAAUGAGGAGAGUUUAACAGCCACUCUGCUAUUAACUGAAAGAAGUGAUUAUCUUGCUAGUGUAAAUAAAAUUCUGAGCACUAUCACCUAUUUGCAUAAGGAAACGCAAGAUGAAGUGGCCACAGAGCGUGAUGUCUUUAUCAGUCAGUUGCUUGAAACACAUGAGCAAAGAGCAGCCAAACAAGCAAGAGAUGAGAAAGAUAGAGAGCUCAUACAUAAGUUCACCAAGGCUUGUAUAAAUGAAUUGCAGCAUAGACAAUUACAAGACAAUGUUAUUCUUGCUGAGCAGAAACAAUUAAAUGACUUUUUAGCACAGUUUCUCCAGUCUAGAUAUAAUAACAAUCAAUAA
Phycomyces blakesleeanus NRRL 1555(-) is the source of this 537-nucleotide messenger RNA. RefSeq lists its product as hypothetical. The transcript is spliced from 2 exons. Bases 1 to 537 code for a protein of 178 amino acids. The record is from RefSeq and is a predicted model, not a curated record. Lineage: Eukaryota; Fungi; Mucoromycota; Mucoromycetes; Mucorales; Phycomycetaceae.